CUCGAAUUUGCCUGGUCGCUUGUCAUCUCCGUGCUUAUGCAGACUGCCUUUCGAGCCUUUCGGUCUCGCCCUGCCUUGUUCCGGCAGCAGUUUCCUGCCAAGCCCAGCUUUGCUUCCCCAACUGAGCCUUCUUCUCAUCGUCCUGCUCAACUCUUCGCACUGUUUGCCCUCCACUCCUCUCUCUCUUUCUCGCUCUAGUACCUCCACCAAUUUUGCUCAUGGCGUACUCUCCUGGCCCGACAUCCCCGGUCCACGGGAACGGGGCGCCCAUGAUGGCAAAUAACUUACAAUCUAGAGGCCGCUCCACCAGUCCUCCGACCAGCGUGCCGCUGUCGAAACGGGACAAACGACGCAGCGCGCUCCAGGAGCGCCUUAAUGACCUCACGGCCUCGUUCAGCCAAAACAGAGAUACCCAGUUUCGUCAGCAAUUGCAUGCCCUCCAAUGCGACAUGACCCUCAUUAACAAUGCCGAUCCUUACGAGCCUGGCCCUCUCCCCGAUUCGGCGGAGGAUAUCGCCCGCCUUAUCGAGAAUACCGUCGGUGGGGGCAAGUUCGCUAAGGAGAUGGCGAGUUUGGCCGGCAUGUGGUAUUCGCGCUUCGUGCAGGAGGUAAAUCAGGUUAAAGCGGAGAAGGAUGCGGAUUUGGCUAUGUUGGUGCAUCGUCACAAUCACAAUCUCGAACGGUUCAAGCAGGAGUAUGCGUUUCGGGUACACUUCGCAGAGGAAGAAUACAAUAACUUGUCGCUUACCCUUCGGGAGCGUCUUGUUCAAACGAUUUCGGGCAAGAGGGCUCGCUUGAUGCGAGAAAAAGAGCAGUUGGAUCUGGCUGAUACCAAUGCACUUCUCCUGCACCCCAAUCAGUUUAGCAUCACCAACCCGGCCAGUCCGGGUGGGAUCCACGGAAACCGCAAGACCCGUCACACCCGCCACCGCGUCGACUUGGACGAGCUCGGCAAUGGGAUCAUGUCGGAGCAUUUCAAUAAGCGCAAGAGAAAGGCGGCCGAUGAGGAUGUGGGCUCGCCUGUGCGCGAGACCAACCCCGCCGAGCGCGCCAAGGCCCAGGCGGCGGCGCAGCAGCAAGCGCCGUCCUACUCCAUCAAUUCUCUCUUCACGGAGAGGGAGCUUGGUGCCCAUGCCAAUGCUGCACACAUUGCGACGGUUCACUUCUUCUCGACGUCCAAGCGUGCGGACCAGCCGUCCGGAGCGGCUACAAACGGUAACAACACCGAUGCCGACGACGGUUCGGGGGUGGACGGGACGGGUGCCGAGGACAAUGGCACUCCUGCGGCCGAUAUGGCUCGCACAGCCAGUCAGAACUUCCACGCCACGCGAUCCACGAGGACGCAUGGUAACCAUGCUUUGAACGCGCUGGCGGAGCUGUCAGACAAGCCCGCGGUGCGCCCUAGCCUCCCGUACAAUAUCCUGGCCAACUACCACGCGCGUUCAAGCAACAGCGGCGCGCCUCCUCUGCCUCCUUUAAUGAACGAGGAAGUCGAUGACGACUGGGCGCGCAUCGACCGGUUGCACAACAAGCCUGCAGGAUUUGUGGAUCGCACGCUCGUUCAGCUCUUAGUUGAGACCAUCCCCUCAGACGUGGACGGAGUGCCGCAGGAUCCUAAUCGGUUUAACAUGCUACAUCCCGACUUCCCCACCGAAAUGGGCAUGCAUCUAUAUCCUUUACGGAAGGAUAAUGGCGAAGUAACAAGCAACGAGCGUUCAACAAAGAAAACCAAAACGGGCUAGCCAUGUAGCCUAUGCCUAUUUUUGCGG
Messenger RNA from Aspergillus welwitschiae, 1769 nucleotides. RefSeq names its product Sds3 domain-containing protein. Bases 219 to 1742 code for a protein of 507 amino acids. The transcript has 2 exons. Gene Ontology annotation, molecular function: histone deacetylase binding. Gene Ontology annotation, biological process: negative regulation of transcription by RNA polymerase II. Gene Ontology annotation, cellular component: Sin3-type complex. NCBI's taxonomy places the organism in Eukaryota, Fungi, Ascomycota, Eurotiomycetes, Eurotiales, Aspergillaceae. The record is from RefSeq and is a predicted model, not a curated record.